AUGGAUAUAACUAGUUUUUCUCAACAGGAAGGAGAGACAUUGUAUGAAUUUUGGGAGCGCUAUCGGGAAUUGCAACGAAGAUGUCCUCAUCAUGGUUUACCAGAUUGGCUAGUAGUCCAAACAUUUUACAAUGGUUUCACCUAUCCAACAAAGACGCAUGUAGAUGCGGCAGCGGGAGGAGCAUUGAUGGGAAAGACAGCUGAGGAAGCUCAACAACUAAUUGAAGAAAUGGCUGCUAACUAUCACCAAUGGGCCAACGAAAGAGAUAAUACAAGGAGAACCGCAAGAGUAGUUGUUGCAUGUUGUACUACUUGUGGUGGAGAUCAUGAUGAUUCUAUAUGUUCUAGCAGCGAACAGGUUCAAUGCCUCAACAAUUACAACCGUCCACCCCAAAACAAUCCAUACUCUAAUACCUACAAUUCAAGAUGGAGUAAUCACCCGAAUUUUGGAUGGAAGGAUCAAGGGAACCAACAAAGACCAGUUAAUCCACCGGAUUUUCAAUCAAAACAACCACUUCCGGAGUCCAAACCAGUUUGGAAAUUGGCAAUUGAAAAGCUGACAAAUGUAUCAAAUGAUAAAAUUGAAAAGUUAGCCAGUGCCACUACUCAACGGUUUGAAAGAAUUAAAGGAAGAAUGGACAAACUCACCAAUAUGUACAGGAAUGUUGAAAUCCAAUUAGGGCAAAUAGCAAAUGCGGUAAACAAUCGCAACCAAGGGGAUUUACCUAGCAAGACUGAGGUGAACCCAAGAGAGCUUGUGAUGGCUAUAAACCUCCGUUGUGGUAAGGAAGUAGGUGAACUGCCGGUAAUUGAAUAUGAAAGAAGAGAAAACAAGCAGUUGAGUGAGUUAGGAGAGGACGGCCAGGAAAUCAUAGGGAAAGAAAAGAUGGAGGAAAAUGAACCACAAAUGGGAAAUACAACACCAAUUCCUCCACCGAUUCCUUCAUACGCAAAGUUUCUCAAGGAGAUAAUGACUAAAAAAAGAAAGUUAGUAGAUAGCGAGACAAUUGCAUUAACAGAAGAAUGUAGUGCCAUCCUACAAAACAAAUUGCCACCCAAGUUGAAAGAUCCAGGGAAUUUAACAGUUCCUUGUACUAUUGGUAAUGUAGAAUUCUCUAAAGCACUUUGUGACCUUGGUGCGAAUAUGGAAAAAGAUGUCAAUGUACCUAUUAUACUUGGUAGACCAUUUCUGGCCACCGCAGGUACAAUAAUAGAUGUUAAAUGUGGUAAGUUCAAGUUCCAAAUUGGUAAAGAGGAAAUGGAGUUUAAUCUAAGUAAAGUGGAGAAAUAUCCCUCUUUUAUUGACCAUGUUUAUUCUGUUGACAUAUGUGAUGAAUUGGCAUUAGAGAUGAGUCAAGUUAAUCUUGAUGAUGAUUCACUUGAACUUUGUCUUAAUGUAUAG
Messenger RNA from Coffea arabica (coffee), 1401 nucleotides. RefSeq lists its product as uncharacterized. The record is from RefSeq and is a predicted model, not a curated record. Lineage: Eukaryota; Viridiplantae; Streptophyta; Magnoliopsida; Gentianales; Rubiaceae.